ACAGCUCCCGCCCGGACCAGUGCCAGCGGCAGCCUCGCUUCGGCGCCCGGUGCCAGCUGGCUCAUUCGCCUGGGACGGAGGCGGAGGCCUGGGGCUCCUUGCCGCUGGGGGGGGGGGGUGACUCCCCCCCACGCCCCCUGCCCUCUACCCACCCAAAAGAAGCCUCUCCACCCAACGCUUAGCCCUGGCAGCGGGUCCAGCUAGGAAUUACCCUGGUCACUUCGCCUGGGGCUUCCAGCCCACACCCCUCCGGGAGCAGUCGGGGUCUCGCGGAGGGUUUCCCCCGCCCCAGCCUUUUGCUCGAGCCUGCAGGGCUGCGCACACUUGCGAAGGAACAUGAAGGUGGGCUGGCCAGGUGAGAGCCCCUGGCGGGUGGGCCUGGCUGCGGACGGCAGCCCAGCUCUAGGAGCAGCACAGGUGGGAGGCCUCCCGGACGUGGUGCCAGAGGGGACCCUGCUCAACAUGGUGCUGAAGAGGAUGCACCGGCCCCGAAGCUGCUCUUACCAGCUGCUGCUUGAGCACCAGCGCCCCAGCCGCAUCCAGGGGCUCCGCUGGACGCCACUCACUGACAGUGAGGAGUCCCUGGAUUUCAGCGUGAGCCUGGAGCAGGCCUCCAUGGAGCGGGUGCUCAGGGCUGGGAAGCAGCUGCAUCGGCAACUCCUGGCCACCUGCCCGACGCUUAUCCGAGACCGGAAGUACCACCUUCGGCUCUAUCGGCAAUGCUGCUCCGGCCGGGAGCUGGUGGAUGGCAUCUUGGCCCUGGGCCUUGGGGUCCAUUCCCGGAGCCAGGCCGUGGGAAUCUGCCAGGUGCUGCUGGACGAAGGUGCCCUUUGCCAUGUGAAACACGACUGGACCUUCCAGGACCGAGACACCCAAUUCUACCGUUUCCCUGGGCCGGAGCCAGAGCCCGUGGGCAUCCACGAGCUGGAGGAGGAGCUGGUCGAGGCUGUGGCCCUGCUCUCCCAGCGGGGGCCUGAUGCCCUGCUCACCGUGGCACUCCGAAAGCCCCCGGGUCAGCGCACAGAUGAGGAGCUGGACCUCAUCUUUGAGGAGUUGCUACACAUCAAGGCUGUGGCCCACCUCUCCAACUCGGUGAAGCGGGAAUUAGCGGCUGUUCUGCUCUUUGAACCACACAGCAAAGCAGGCACCGUGUUGUUCAGCCAGGGAGACAAGGGCACCUCAUGGUACAUCAUCUGGAAGGGGUCUGUCAAUGUGGUGACCCAUGGCAAGGGGCUGGUGACCACACUGCACGAGGGAGAUGACUUUGGACAGUUGGCGCUGGUGAAUGAUGCACCCCGGGCAGCCACCAUCAUCCUACGAGAAGACAACUGUCAUUUCCUCCGCGUGGACAAGCAGGACUUCAACCGUAUCAUCAAGGAUGUGGAAGCAAAGACCAUGAGGCUAGAAGAACAUGGCAAAGUGGUGUUGGUGCUGGAGAGAGCCUCUCAAGGCGCUGGCCCUUCUCGCCCCCCAACCCCAGGCAGGAACCGGUAUACAGUGAUGUCUGGCACCCCAGAGAAGAUCCUAGAGCUGCUGCUGGAGGCCAUGCGACCUGACUCCAGUGCUCAUGACCCAACAGAGACAUUCCUCAGUGACUUCCUCCUGACCUACAGUGUCUUCAUGCCCAGUGCCCAGCUCUGUGCUGCCCUCCUGCACCACUUCCAUGCGGAGCCUUCAGGGGGCAGUGAGCAGGAGCACAGCACCUACAUUUGCAACAAGAGGCAGCAGAUCCUGCGGCUGGUCAGCCAGUGGGUGGCCCUCUAUGGGCCCAUGCUCUACACUGACCCUGUGGCCACCAGCUUUCUCCAGAAACUCUCAGACCUGGUGAGCAGAGACGCCCGGCUUUGCAUCCUGCUGCGGGAGCAGUGGCCGGAGAGGCGGCGACACCACAGGUUGGAAAAUGGCUGUGGGAAUGCAUCUCCUCUGAUGAAGGCCAGGAACAUGCCUGUUUGGCUCCCGGGCCAGGACCAGCCCCUCCCCAGCAGCAACUGUGCCAUUCGAGUUGGGGACAAAGUCCCCUAUGACAUUUGCCGGCCCGACCACUCGGUGCUGACCCUGAAGCUGCCGGUGACGGCCUCCGUGAGAGAGGUGAUGGCUGCCUUGGCCCAGGAGGAUGGCUGGACCAAGGGGCAGGUGCUGGUGAAGGUCAACUCUACAGGCCAUGCCAUUGGCCUGCAGCCAGAGGCCCGCGGUGUGGCCACAUCCCUGGGGCUCAACGAGCGGCUCUUUGUUGUCAACCCACAGGAAGUGCACGAACUGACCCCACACCCCGAGCAGCUGGGGCCCACUGUGGGCUCUGCUGAGGGGCUGGACCUGGUGAGUGCCAAGGACCUGGCGGGCCAGCUGACGGACCACGACUGGAGCCUCUUCAACAGUGUCCACCAGGUGGAGCUGAUCCACUACGUGCUGGGCCCCCAGCAUCUGCGGGACGUCACCACCGCCAACCUGGAGCGUUUCAUGCGCCGCUUCAACGAGCUCCAGUACUGGGUGGCCACAGAGCUGUGUCUCUGCCCCGUGCCGGGCCUGCGGGCCCAGCUGCUCAGGAAGUUCAUCAAGCUGGCUGCCCACCUCAAGGAGCAAAAAAAUCUCAAUUCCUUCUUUGCUGUCAUGUUUGGCCUCAGCAACUCGGCCAUCAGCCGCCUGGCCCACACGUGGGAGCGGCUGCCCCACAAAGUCCGGAAGCUGUACUCGGCCCUCGAGAGGUUGCUGGACCCCUCAUGGAACCACCGAGUCUAUCGACUGCUCCUCACCAAGCUCUCCCCCCCCAUCAUCCCCUUCAUGCCUCUUCUUCUCAAAGACAUGACCUUCAUCCAUGAAGGAAACCACACACUGGUAGAGAAUCUCAUCAACUUUGAGAAGAUGAGAAUGCUGGCCAGAGCCGUGCGGAUGCUGCACCACUGCCGAAGCCACAGCAACGUGCCACUGUCACCACUCAGAAGCCGCGUGUCCCAUCUCCACGAGGACAGCCAGGCCGCGAGGACAUCCACGUGCUCUGAGCAGUCCCUGGGCACCCGCAGUCCGGCCAGCACCUGGGCUUAUGUCCAGCAGCUGAAGGUCAUCGACAACCAGCGGGAGCUCUCCCGCCUCUCCCGGGAGCUGGAGCCGUGAGGCGGCUGGGGCUGGAGCAGGCACUUCCGGGCAGGAAAGCCAGGGCACGCCCGGGCCAAGGGGCCCCCAGGCCGGCCGCAGCUGGGCAGGGCUCUCCGUGGACUGGACUCGCGGCCCUGGAGUGGGCAGCGUGGCGGCGGCCGUCCCCCGUGAUGACGGGCGCCCGAGGAGGACCUCGAGUGGAAUGAGCCGGGGCCCAAGGCCAAGGAAUGGGGGACAGAGAGGCCCUGGAGCGGGCGGGAGAGCAGGGCAGGCGCUGGGACUCUGUUCAAUAGAGAGCUCUCCACACCAGGUUCUUCCCCCAGGUUCUGUGCCUCUGUGGCUUUGUUGUCCGGCCAUCUCCGGGUGGUUUCUCGGUGGACAGAGGGAGCAGGUC
Molecule: messenger RNA, 3484 nt
Organism: Zalophus californianus (California sea lion)
Lineage: Eukaryota; Metazoa; Chordata; Mammalia; Carnivora; Otariidae
Gene: RAPGEF3
Product: Rap guanine nucleotide exchange factor 3
Exons: 28
Coding region: 337-3108 (923 amino acids)
Biological process (GO): positive regulation of GTPase activity; Ras protein signal transduction
Cellular component (GO): plasma membrane
Molecular function (GO): guanyl-nucleotide exchange factor activity
Source: RefSeq, a predicted model, not a curated record